ACAUUCUCGAUUGUUAUAUCACCGUUAAAAUCACUAAUGUAGACAUUAGAUAAGAUAAAACGUAUAACUAAGCUCGACCUAACCUGCUUAAGCUAUCGUCUAAGGAUUAUAUCGGAGCGCAGGUGUUCAAUGAAUCAAUUACCAAUUUACGUGAUUGGAGGAAUUAUUUAUCAAAAAUCGAUAAUGAUUUCUAUAAAACCGUUGUUUCAAUGGACACAUCGAUAAACGUGCCAAGUAAUUAAAAGUUUAAAUUUAAUUUUAAAUCUACAAUAAGAAUGUCGCUUCUGUUUUUAUUGUUCGGUGUUUGUGUAACGCUUGUCAGUGGACAGACCACAGGGGUUAGUCAAUGUAUUAGAAACGAGGGAGACCUUCCGAUAAACACGUACAUCCACGGAUGUUCGGAGCCGCCGUGCUCUCUGCCACAGCUACAGGACUGCGUUAUUGACAUCGUAUUCCAAGCACCUCGCGUUCUUCGCAAUAUGAAAACGUUAGUCACGGCCUACAUGAACCUGGGAGUCAUCAAUCUGCCGAUCCCGUACGAUCUUGGCGAACACGCCAUCACCUGCAACUUCCUCACAAACACCUACUGCCCGCUGCUGGCAGGCGAGGUUGCGACCUACACGUUGAGAAUGUUCAUCGAGCCGUUCUUCCCUCAGGGUACUGCGGUUACAGUCGAAUUCAGGGUCGUGGAUGAACGGAAUGUACCCGUUUUGUGCCUCCGAGUUCCAAUCACGAUCGCUCCGCCCUUAACAGGCCCGACCAAAACACACCACCUAAGAAUUGAACAUGUUUACAACGCAACGAAACUAGAUGACGCUAGUGUUCAACAUGCUGACAUUUUCGUUUGAUAUUACGUCCUAAAUACUAUAUUGCAUAAUACUAUAUGCCAAUUUUUAGAUUAAAUAAUAAAUGCCUAUAAAACCAA
This is a messenger RNA of Bombyx mori (domestic silkworm), 925 nucleotides long. RefSeq lists its product as uncharacterized. The coding region runs from base 276 to 848 and encodes 190 amino acids. The transcript has 4 exons. Lineage: Eukaryota; Metazoa; Arthropoda; Insecta; Lepidoptera; Bombycidae. The record is from RefSeq and is a predicted model, not a curated record.